Molecule: messenger RNA, 2975 nt
Organism: Atta colombica
Lineage: Eukaryota; Metazoa; Arthropoda; Insecta; Hymenoptera; Formicidae
Gene: Psa
Product: puromycin-sensitive aminopeptidase
Exons: 4
Coding region: 6-2792 (928 amino acids)
Biological process (GO): peptide catabolic process; proteolysis
Cellular component (GO): cytoplasm
Molecular function (GO): metalloaminopeptidase activity; zinc ion binding; peptide binding
Source: RefSeq, a predicted model, not a curated record
AUGCCAUGUUCUCGCGCAUCGUCGCACGUGUAAGUGUGGGCUGUCGCCUUGUGAGUCAGCAAAAAGAAAAGGGAGUUGACGAUAAUCUGUUGUCGAGGUUGUUACGAGCGAGUAGCGUCGGAAACGGUGCGAUCCAGGACGCGCGUUACUGUGGGAAAACGUGUCAGGUUGCCGUCAGCGAGCCGUGCGGAGCGAUGUCGGGCGACGAGAAGCCGUUUCGCCGUCUGCCGUUGUGCGUGCGUCCCUAUCAUUACGAUAUCUCGUUGACGCCGCAUAUCACCACCUUCACCUUCAACGGCACGGAGAAAGUGCAUCUCAAUGUGGAAACUCCUACGGAUACCAUUGUAUUGAAUUGUUUGGAAAUCAAUAUAAAGCGCGCGAGUUUUUAUGGAAAUGAUGGCAAGACCAUUGUGCCCGAGAAAAUUGUAUUAUCAGGAUUGGAGGAGACAGCCACAUUGGUGUUUCCUGAAGCUCUGCCAUCUGGGAAAAGUGGAUACCUGAACAUAGAAUUCAUGGGAGAGAUCAAUGACAAGAUGAAAGGUUUUUAUAGAAGCAAAUAUAGUGGGGAGGACGGUACCGUUGAAUAUGCGGCGGUUACUCAGUUUGAGCCGACAGAUGCUAGACGUUGCUUCCCAUGUUGGGACGAGCCAGCGCUGAAAGCAACAUUUGACAUUACGCUAAAAGUACCAAUCGGUCUUACAGCACUUUCCAAUAUGGUAAGCAACGUUACAAAUGGGAACUGCGAGACAUUGACUUUUGAAAGAACGCCUGUUAUGUCAACGUACUUAGUGGCUGUAGUAGUAGGCGAUUUCGAUUACAUAGAGGACAUGUCUAGUGAUGGUGUGUUAGUUCGAGUUUAUGUGCCCAAAUCUAAGAAAGAACAGGGCCAGUUUGCUCUAGAAGUGGCCACCAAGGUGCUGCCUUACUACAAGACUUACUUUGGUAUCGCGUAUCCCUUGCCGAAGAUCGAUCUCAUAGCGAUUGCCGAUUUUUCGUCUGGCGCUAUGGAAAAUUGGGGACUCGUUACGUAUCGCGAGACCUGUUUACUUGUGGAUCCGCAGAAUACGUCGGCGGUACGCAAACAGUGGAUCGCGUUGAUAGUAGCACACGAGUUGGCACAUCAAUGGUUCGGUAAUCUCGUGACAAUGGAAUGGUGGACGCAUCUAUGGUUAAAUGAAGGCUACGCAUCGUUCGUAGAGUUUCUGUGUGUUGCACAUUUGUUCCCAGAGUAUGAUAUCUGGACGCAGUUUGUAACGGACACAUACAUACGAGCAUUGGAAUUAGAUGCUUUGAAAAACAGUCAUCCAAUCGAGGUACCAGUCGGUCACCCGUCGGAGAUCGACGAAAUCUUUGAUGACAUAUCGUAUCACAAGGGCGCCUCUGUGAUUCGUAUGUUGCAUGCAUAUAUAGGUGAUGACGAUUUUAGAAAGGGUAUGAAUCUAUAUCUGAAGAGACACAGCUACGCCAAUGCGGAAACCGAAGAUCUCUGGGCCGCGUUGGAAGAGGCCAGUAAUAAGGCUGUACGUAAGGUGAUGUCGUCAUGGACCAAGAGACAGGGUUUCCCCGUUGUCAAAGUUGACUAUCGUCAAGAAGGCAACAAUAGGAUCUUAUCAUUGUCUCAAGAGAGAUUCCUGGCCGAUGGAUCGGUGGAUAACAAUGCGGAUAAUGCAUGGCUCAUACCAAUAAGCGUAAGCUCUUCACAAGAUCCGAACAAAACAAUAUUUGACGGCAUAUUAGAUGCAAAAACCAAGGAAUUUGUAAUCCAAAACGUUCCCGAGGGCACAUGGCUAAAGAUCAAUCCUGGAACAAUUGGCUUCUAUCGGACUCGUUACAGUCAGUCCGCUCUGUCACUUCUAUUACCAGCAAUUAAAGAUCAUACAUUACCUCCUCUGGACAGAUUAGGCUUAUUGGAUGAUCUUUUUGCAAUGGUACAGGCGGGUUACGCAUCCACGGUAGAAGUACUCGAAUUAAUGCAGGCGUUUCUGCACGAGGACAACUACACCGUGUGGUCCACUAUAGUGAAUAUCUUAAGUAAAAUCGGUAUUCUCAUUUCUCACUUAGACUUCGAGGAUUCUCUCAAAGCGUUUGGACGUAAUCUAUUUCGUGAAGUUAAUGUCAGAUUAGGCUGGGAUCCUAAACCAAAUGAAAGUCAUUUAAAUACGUUACUCAGAUCUCUUGUAUUAGGCCGCAUGGCAGCAUUAAAUGAUCAAGAUACUAUCGAAGAAGCGAAGAGAAGAUUCGAGCUGCACGUAAAUGGCACAACGACACUCGCUGCUGAUUUGCGCAGUCCAGUUUAUCGAGCUGUACUUUCCGUGGGUGAUGCCAAUACUUAUGUUACUAUGUUGAAAUUGUACAAAGAGGCUGAUCUUCAAGAAGAAAAAGAGCGAAUUCUGCGAGCGCUUGGUGCAAUCAAAGAUGAAACUCUGCUAGGAAAAGUUCUGGACUUCGCCAUGAGCGAGGAGGUCCGUGCUCAAGACACAGUCUUUGCCAUCAUGUCCGUGAGUUUGUCAUACAAAGGACGUCUCAUGGCAUGGAAUUUCUUCAAGGAGAAAUGGAAGACUCUAUUGGAUCGUUACGAAGGCGGCUUCUUGCUGGCACGGCUGGUAAAAUUCACAACAGAGAAUUUUGUCACCGAAGAACAAGCCAAAGAUGUAGAGAGCUUCUUCGAGAGUCAUCCGACUCCAGGCACCGAAAGAACGGUGCAACAGUGCGUGGAGUCCAUUAGAUUGAAUGCUGCAUGGCUCAACCGAGAAAAAGACUCCAUCAGAAAAUAUCUAACCACUCAAGUCUAGUAAAGAUAAUUCCUUAUCUUUUCUCUCCGUUAUAUCUUAAUAGGACAUUGGCAUAAUUCGAUCUCGCAUAAUUUUACUAUGCGAAUAUCUUAUGGUACUGCUUGACAUUGUGAAAGAACGUUACUUAGAUACAGACUUGUUUCUUGUGUACGAAAUAAUAAUAAAUAACACUAGUUUACAAGA